Molecule: messenger RNA, 869 nt
Organism: Drosophila subpulchrella
Lineage: Eukaryota; Metazoa; Arthropoda; Insecta; Diptera; Drosophilidae
Product: protein rolling stone
Exons: 4
Coding region: 26-832 (268 amino acids)
Cellular component (GO): membrane
Source: RefSeq, a predicted model, not a curated record
AGCAAUAGCUUGCUUUAGUCCAUCGAUGGGUGAUGAGAAAAAAGAGGGGUGCUGCUUGCCCUUAAAGGAGGAGUUCCAGUGCUCCAGGUUCUCGCUACAUCUUGAGGACCCUGGAGUCUUCUGUCGCUCCCAAUGGCAGAAAGGAGAACGAAGUUUAGUCUGGGUCCUCUAUCGAUGGGCUCUGGCUGCCUUCUUUGCCGCUGGAGUUAUUGGCAGCAUGAUGCAGGAUUUUAAUGGCGGUCGGUGGUUCAUAUUCCUCACGGAUUGGGGAUUUACACUGUGCCUUUUUACCUGCACAUACGGUGCUGUAAUCGCCACUAUUUACUACUUUAAUCAGUCUUAUUUCUCUCCUGGCGAUCGCUCGCUAAAGAUUUACUGGAUAUCACACUAUACCACUUCGGUUCUAUCCAUGUUGAUUACCACGGUCUUCUGGGCAGCCCUUUCCACUACCAUGCCCGAAGUGGCCGGUGAGCUCUACAACUUGUGGUGCCAUGCCUUCAACUCGAUCUGCAUGGUGUUUGACUGUUUUAUGGUGGAUUAUCCAAACCGUCUCAUGCACUUUAUCUAUCCCUUUUCCGUUGUGCUUAUUUUCUUGGUACAUUCCUUGAUUUACUAUUGGGCCGGUGGUACUGACAUCGACGGGAAUCGGUUUAUCUACUACGCACUGGACUGGGCGCGUCCUGGCCUGGCGAUUGGAUUUGUAUGUGCCAGUUUGGCUUUAAUCUGUUGCUUUUCCUUUGUGGCUUUUGGAAUUUACCGGAUACGCAUCUCGAUGUACAACUGUUGCAACAAAAAGCACGAAGAAACGCCACCCAUGAAAGCAACUCCCUAGGACUCCCCUCUAACUUUUUAAAUUCUAUAAUUUUUAA